AUGAGUGAAAGGAAAUUCGCGACGGCUAUUGAACGUCAACUUGACCUUUUUCGCACGGCCACAGAAUGGUCCGAUUUAGUGACGUAUCUCACUGGUUUAGAGAGUAUUUUGCGAAUGUACAAGUUUAGUUAUAUUCCUACUCCCGAUUUAUUCUAUCGGCGUUUAAGCCAGUGUCUUAAUCCGGCCUUACCCGCUGGUGUCCAUACUAAAGCUAUGGGAGUUUAUCGGAUUAUUCUUUCAAAACUUCCACCGGACGGACUGGCGGAAGAUAUUGAGAUUCUUUGUUUGGGCUUAUUUUCCUUUUAUGGCCAUGCUAAUCUAUCAACUAUGCCGGUUUACAUUGAGACUAUUAAAAUGAUUGUUGAAACUCUGGGUGAGAAGUCGGCUAAACUUUGCCGGCAUAUUGUCCUGAGUGUUAUUAUGGGCUUGGAAGAGGAGAGUAGUGAGACUCGGAAUGGGGCGAAUGGAGUACUGGAGGCCUUAGAACGACGAGCAGGUAAAGAAAGAGUAGUGGAUGCAGUUUGGGAGAUUUUAGGAUUAGGUAAUGAGUUAGUGCCUGGUUGUAUUGUUUAUUUAGCUAAUAUUCCUUUGGGUUUGCGUCCUAAGAUAAGGAAUGAGUUUGCUAGGGCUUUAGAAUGUACAGAGAUUGUUACAGUUCGUAAGGCUUUUGAUUUGUUAGUCCAAUGGAAAUCGGAAGGAUCACUUAUUGAAAGUCAAGAGAUAACUCUUUCCGUUAUGAAACUAUUACUCCAAAAGGAAAUAUCGUUACAAAAACGCGUACAACAAUGGAUUGAGAUUUUAGCGCAUGAGAAAGAAGGGAGUACUGGUUUAUUUCGGACUUUAGAAGUACUUUAUGCUAAGAAUCCCUCUAUCUACUUUAAAGUCUUAACGGCUUUACAUCAAAGUGUUGAAAAUGUCCAGGAAGUUCUUCUGUAUUCAAUGCAAUGGCUGCUUAAGUCGGUGGCCAAAGAGAACAACAAGUAUGCUAAAGAGUUCUUUUCAGUGGUGAAUCGUCGUUUAGUCUGGCAAGCUCUGGCUACAGCUGAUAAUUAUGUGGUUGAGAAAGCGAUAGUUUUAGGGUUGUUAGAUGAAGUGGCUAGAGAGAAGGAAUUACCUCGGAUUAUUGCCAGUCGAAUUAGAGGGAAGGAUAUUCCCGUAUCUUGGAUUUCCUUAAUUAAACCCGGUCAGGAUGAGUCGGAAGAGAUAGGCCAGGCGGCUCAGGAGUUUUUAAAGGACUGUAAAGUAGAGGAUGGACUGACUCUUAUACUGAGUAUUCUUAGGGUUUAUUUACAUGAUGGACAAAGUGAAGGUUGGCGAUCUGGUUUACUUUUUGCCGAUAUGAUUGGGGAAAUGGUAGGUAGAGUUUGGGCUUUAGAGGAAAUACCGGCUGGUAUUCAUCGUCUGGUAGUGGCUAUGCUUAAGGAGGGAAGUGUAUUGGGUAUGGGUUGGUUUGAACGACGGGCUAAGAGUGAAGCACAAAUCUUCAGUAUUACUUUAAAACUAGCUGAUAAUGCUGAACUCUUUUGGGCUUAUGAUAAUGUUCUUAAAGGACAGAUUCAAGCGGCACUAAUCAAACACUUAUUAGAUACAAAUCUUAGUAAAGACUAUAAGAACCAGGAACACGAUAAACUACUUGAUCGGGCCUUUGCCUUGGUGGAGAAAUCGACUGGUCAAGUUAAAGUUUUAGAUAAGACCUUAUUAGGGUAUCUUCUAUCUUUCUAUGAGGAAAGGAAUUCUUAUCUCAAGCAGCGGCGGGCUAAGCUCUUUUUAGUUCGUUUACGGUGCUAUCGGGAAGUUCUGGAGAUUGUUUGGGAGUAUUUGAAGCAGCGCGUGGAAAGAGGCGAAAAAGAAGUGGUUUUGGUUGAUUGUGAUUAUAACAAGAUUUUGGCUGGAGUUCGGAUUCUAGCGGCUAUGCUUAGGUACUCAAAACGGUUUCGUCGGUUUAUUACUAGUGAGAAUGCUCUUUUCCUGGCUGAGAUAGAGAGUGCAGCUCCAGAGAUAGAGUUUGUACUGGGUAAGAGUAGCAAAGACUUACGUUUAGCACUUUUCUCGCUUCUGCUGGUGCUAAUCUGUGCUCCACAUCGUACGCAUACUAUCACUAAUAUUGAGAUGCACUGGGAGGAAAUAGUCAAUCGAGGACUUAGUGCCUGCCAGAGAUUGUUAGAACAAGGCGAACGAGCGACUGUUCAGCCGGAAAUCAUGGAUCAGUUGAUUUCUAAUCUUAGUCCUGGUACUGUUUGGGAAAGAAUGAAAACGGCAGUCUUACUGGGUAUUGAAGGGUUCUAUUCGGUGGUUAUUGGUGUUUACUGUGAAAAGAAAGAAGUUCGUAGUGAGAUUGUUGAUUUUGUGCUUAAGGAAGGUCUUCUGUCUCUUACUCUGGAGAUUCUUGAGGCAUCUUCACUUAUGAUUCUGGAAGGCGACUGGAACGAAAUCGGUAGAAUGGAUAAGAUCCUGGCCUAUAGUAUUGGUCUUAGUAAAGAAAACGAUUAUAGUGGUGAUCGGCCAUUAACGACUAGUUCUAAACCUCAACCUAAAUCGGCCUCGAGUCUUGUUUCUAAUAUGGAGUUGGUUGCUAGUGAGUCCUGUAAGAUCUACUGGAAGGAAGAAGAGAUUCUUUGGGCUUUGGGUCGGUUUAUGCUGGUCUAUGGGUUUGUGGCCCGUAAGAUUGAACAGGAAAAGUCCCGGCAUAAUAUCCAGAUUUCAGAGAGUGCGGCCAUUCAUAUUCUUGAACAGAUAAGAGCGCGAGCCACUGAGGUGUACGCUAGAACCCCGGAAGUAUUUGCUGAGGCCUUAAUUCGCACCUUUUCAAUUAGUGAUGUUGAAUAUUUGGGAAUUGUUGAUAGCAGUACAACGGAAGCGGUCUUUUGCUCAGUAUUGCUGGCAGGUACUAGUCCGGCUAAAUGGAAGCUACUUCGUAAAUGGAUCACGAUCAUUCCCAAACACAGCUUUAGUUCUACCUCCAAAGCAUUCAGUAUCCUAGGGAUGAUUCUGAGCCAGGCACGUAUUAAACUAGAAGAUACCGGUGUUCUUGCCUUUCUCAGUGAAUUCUACAAAGAGUGUCUCUCACCAGAGAACGCUAGCUUUGGUGCCCAAAUACUUGACGUGUGCAUUGCGAUGAGCAGUCGAGUGAACAUUAAACGAGUCGCUGAUAUCUCUGAAGAGGAAAAACGGUACGAAAUUGCACUGGAAAUGCUUACUGCAGUUGAGCUGGUCAUUCAAACGAGUCUAGAUAAUGCAAUUGCUGUUGAUACAGUUGGUAUUUGGAACGCUCUGAUUGUGCCGUGUUUCCGCCUACCAACCGAAUGUAGUUUGUUUAGUAAGACUCUAGAUGUUUGCCGGCUGGUUUCGCGAAUGAGUGAUAAUAGAAUUUGGAAGCGAGAUUUUUAUGAUCUUAUCUUAUCAGAUAAGUUUUUCAAGGAUAGCUUGCCCAAUAUCAAAACCAAAAUUGAAAUCACGGCUUACUUGGUGGAUCCAGAAAAAGUACUUGAUCUUGUGUCGCGUGCAAGUAGUACAGGAUUCUUUGUUCGUGAGUCUGAUAUUAUUGGCCGGGCUAACCUUAUCAAACGGCUGCGGUUUAUGAUUUUAGGCGCUCCUUUCGCUGAGUACCACCAGGAGAUUUCUGGCAUGCUUGGGUUGGUUUCAGAAAUCUUCUCAAGUUCAUCAGGAAUUAAACUGCUGGUUGCUGAAGCCUAUUCACUAUGCCGAGCCCUAUGCAUUAAGAUGCCAAGCAGUGCACUGGUGAAUCUUUGGCCUAUCGCGGUUAGUGAAGCAAUUUCAGUCAUCCGGAAAACCGAACCUAACCGGCAUUGUGCAAUUGCCUUCUCUGCUUUGCGCUUCCUUGAUUUAGUGGCUAGUUUGGACUAUCCAGAGACCAAAGAGUUCCGAUGGCUGAUAGAAGGCCUGGGAACAGAGUUACCAGACACGUCCUGCACUAAAAGAUCGCCAUGCCUAAUAAAAGCCUCUGAGUGGGCCACUAAGAAUGUCACAAGUAUUCUAAAAAGUGUCGCGGCACAUCACCUUAGGCAAAAGCAUUGCAUGGAAACCGAUAUGGGUGCUCUUUAUUCCUCACUAAUUGAAGAUCUCUCUGAAAUAUAG
Nematocida homosporus is the source of this 4095-nucleotide messenger RNA. RefSeq lists its product as uncharacterized. Bases 1 to 4095 code for a protein of 1364 amino acids. Gene Ontology annotation, biological process: Golgi to endosome transport. The record is from RefSeq and is a predicted model, not a curated record. The transcript has a single exon. NCBI's taxonomy places the organism in Eukaryota, Fungi, Microsporidia. Gene Ontology annotation, cellular component: endosome; trans-Golgi network.